AUGUUCUCACGUCUCGCUGCCAACACCCUCAGGGGCACCCGGACUGCCCUCCCCUCCUCCACCCGCUCGUACGCAUCCUCGGCCGCACCCUCGUCGUCCGUCUCGCACCUCGCGCCCUACAUCCUCGGCGCAGGUCUCGUCGGCGGCGGCGUCUACUACUACACCCAGAACCCCACCCUCCGCGCCGACGAGCAGGCCAAGGCCGGAACCGCGCGCGGAGGUGCGCUCGGUGCUGGAUCGGGAGGCGCGCAGAUCCAGGGAACAGAGGCGACCAAGGAGGGCGGCGUCAAGGUCAAGGGCGAGUCGGCGCUCUCGCCCGACGAGUUCAGGAGCUUCAAGAUUGUCGAGGUUAUCCCCUACAACCACAACACCAGCCGCUUCGUCUUCGCCCUCCCCGAAGGCACCUCCUCCGGCCUGACCGUCGCCUCCGCUCUCGUCUGCAAAGCCGCGAAGGAAGGCGAGGGCCUCAACGACAAGGGCAAGCCCGUCAUCCGUCCCUACACGCCCGUCACCGCGCCCGACGUCACCGACAAGCUCGAGUUGUUGAUCAAGCACUACAAGGGCGGCGCGUUCACCGAGUACUUGUGGAAGCUCAAGCCGGGAGACUCGAUCUCGAUGAAGGGCCCGAUCCCCAAGCACCCGUGGAAGCCGAACCAGUACGAGUCGGUCGCCAUGAUCGCCGGUGGAUCUGGUAUCACGCCCAUGUGGCAGGUUCUCCAGGCGAUUGACGCCAACCCCGAGGACAAGACCAAGGCGACGCUCAUCUUCUCAAACGUGACCGAGGAGGACAUCCUUCUCCGCAAGGAGUUCGAGGACCUCGCCGCCAAGAAGCCCGACCAGUUCAAGGUCGUCUUUACGCUCGACCAGCCGCCGAAGAACUGGAACGGCCCGACGGGCUACGUCUCGGACAAGGUCAUCACCGACGCGCUCAAGGAGUUUGGGACGACGCCCGACAAGGGCGAGAAGGUCAAGAUCUUUGUCUGCGGCCCUCCUGGUCAGGUCAAGGCUGUUUCGGGACCCAAGAAGAGCAUGAAGGAGCAGGGCCCGCUCGACGAGAACAGCGUCCUCAAGAAGCUCGGCUACUCGGCGGAGCAGGUCUUCCGCUUCUAG
This is a messenger RNA of Rhodotorula toruloides NP11, 1110 nucleotides long. Its product is annotated as cytochrome-b5 reductase. The transcript is spliced from 12 exons. The record is from RefSeq and is a predicted model, not a curated record. NCBI's taxonomy places the organism in Eukaryota, Fungi, Basidiomycota, Microbotryomycetes, Sporidiobolales, Sporidiobolaceae. Gene Ontology annotation, molecular function: cytochrome-b5 reductase activity, acting on NAD(P)H. Gene Ontology annotation, biological process: ergosterol biosynthetic process. The coding region runs from base 1 to 1110 and encodes 369 amino acids.